This is a messenger RNA of Chroicocephalus ridibundus (black-headed gull), 4296 nucleotides long. RefSeq names its product gamma-aminobutyric acid type A receptor subunit alpha4 (gene GABRA4). Gene Ontology annotation, biological process: chloride transmembrane transport; regulation of postsynaptic membrane potential; nervous system process. Gene Ontology annotation, cellular component: dendrite membrane; plasma membrane; postsynapse. The transcript is spliced from 9 exons. Bases 284 to 1948 code for a protein of 554 amino acids. The record is from RefSeq and is a predicted model, not a curated record. Gene Ontology annotation, molecular function: benzodiazepine receptor activity; GABA-gated chloride ion channel activity; inhibitory extracellular ligand-gated monoatomic ion channel activity. Lineage: Eukaryota; Metazoa; Chordata; Aves; Charadriiformes; Laridae.
GGCACCGGGGCGGAGCGCGGGGCCGCGGGCGGGGCGGGGCGGAGGGGGAGCGGCGGGGACCGGCGCCUGUUGCCCCGAGAGAGUUAACGGUGCGGGGAAACUCGCCUCUCCUCCGCCCGUACCGGGCGCUUGGCAACCGGCGCCCCGCGCAUGUAGGGCCGCCGGGGGCUGCCGCCGCCACCCGCCCCCCCCCUCCCCUCCCGCCCCCGCUGGUCCCCGCGUCCCCCUCCCCGCCCCGGACAAGGCGUUUAACGUGCCCAGGCGUGAAGUAUGGCAUGCAAAGAUGGUUUCUGCCAAGGAGCCAGCCAUCGCCAUGUCCUCGGGUCUCUCCAUCGCCCUCCUGCACUGCCUGUGCCUGGCGACGUGUCUCACCGGGCCGCCGGGGCAGAGCAAAAAAGAGGAGAAAUUGUGGCCGGAGAAUUUCACCAGCAUCCUGAACAGCCUCCUGGAUGGCUAUGACAACCGGCUGCGACCGGGAUUCGGGGGUCCUGUUACUGAAGUCAAAACAGAUAUAUAUGUCACCAGUUUUGGACCUGUUUCUGAUGUAGAAAUGGAGUAUACAAUGGAUGUCUUCUUCCGUCAGACAUGGGUAGACAAAAGAUUAAAAUAUGAUGGCCCUAUUGAAAUUUUAAGACUUAACAACUUGAUGGUUUCAAAGGUGUGGACUCCUGACACUUUCUUCAGGAAUGGGAAAAAGUCUGUCGCACAUAAUAUGACAGCCCCAAAUAAACUCUUCAGAAUAAUGAGAAAUGGCACCAUCCUGUACACGAUGAGGCUUACAAUAAGUGCAGAGUGUCCCAUGAGAUUAGUGGAUUUUCCCAUGGAUGGUCAUGCUUGUCCUCUCAAAUUUGGGAGUUAUGCUUAUCCAAAGAGUGAAAUGAUUUAUACCUGGACAAAAGGACCUGAGAAGUCAGUGGAAGUUCCUGAGGAGUCUUCCAGUUUAGUUCAGUAUGACCUGCUUGGGCAUACGGUAUCCACUGAAACCAUUAAAUCAAUUACAGGUGAAUAUAUUGUUAUGACAGUUUACUUCCACCUCAGACGGAAAAUGGGUUAUUUUAUGAUUCAGACCUAUAUCCCAUGCAUUAUGACUGUGAUCCUUUCUCAAGUUUCAUUUUGGAUAAAUAAGGAAUCUGUUCCAGCUAGAACGGUGUUUGGAAUAACCACGGUGUUGACGAUGACGACACUGAGCAUCAGUGCAAGACAUUCACUGCCAAAAGUAUCCUAUGCUACUGCCAUGGACUGGUUCAUAGCGGUCUGCUUUGCCUUUGUGUUCUCCGCUCUCAUUGAGUUUGCUGCUGUCAACUAUUUUACUAAUAUUCAAAUGGAAAAAGCCAAAAGGAAGACAGUGAAAUCCCUCCUUGAAUUUCCAGUUGCUCCAGUACAAAGAGAAAGAAGUACAGAAGAGACGCUUACGAGUACAGAUGCCAAUUCAAAUGUGAGGAAAAGAACGAAUGCCACAGUACAGUCCGAAACUGAUGGUGGGAGCCGAAUUGACACAAGGCACAGUUCCAUCCAGCCUCCCUCUGUAGCUCAGGGGUCUUCUGACGUUUCACCCCACUCCCUUUCUGCAUCAAGUCCCAACCCUUUCACACGCAUCAAUGCAUCAGAGACAUUAUCUUCUGCAAGAGCCACCCCUCCAGCUCCUCCUUCUACCCCAAUUUUAACUGGAUUUGUAUCCCAGCAUGCCACAGCUGGAUCCCCUUCCAUUCAGCGCUUGCUUGGAUCUAGACUGGAGCAGAUUCAGACCACCACACCUAAUACAUUAGGAGCAUCUGCAAAGCCAUCUGCUGUCACACCACCUGCGCCCCCCGCCUCCCACUCUGGCACGAGUAAGAUAGACAAAUAUGCACGCAUUUUAUUUCCUGUUACCUUCGGAGCAUUUAACAUGGUCUACUGGGUGGUGUAUCUAUCCAAGGAUACCAUGGAAAAAUCGGAAAGUCUAAUGUAGUUUUGCUGCUAUGUAGUAGUUCCUAAAUUAUACUCACAUUUGAUGCAGAGUUUCUUCUUUUGAAACUAUUUAAAAAGGUCAAUAAUUCUUAUUUAUAAAAGCUGUGUGCUACUUUCCCGUUGUAAAGGCUGGAGUUAUUGGGGAUAAUUAGUUAACUCCUGGCAGAGUAAUGGGUAACAGAUUUGUCUUCCUCCCUUCAGCUAGCAGUGAACCAUCACUCUUCAGAGAGACUACUCUGGCUAGACAGAACUUGCCUUUGGGAGGAACACGGACCCCAAACAAAUCAAAGGCAGAGGUGCACAGCUGUGCAGAGGAACACAUCUUGACUGCUAGAAUACGCACGCUGGUUAUUACAAAUCCCUGAGGCACCCAGCACUGCUGUCUGGACACAGCAUUGCAUUCUCCGAGUGCAAGGCCCAUGUCCUGAAUAUUUUGACAGUGCUUGCUAGAAAGGGACUUCCCCUGCUAGAUUAAAAUUGGCAGAAUGGGGGGGGGGAAAAAUGAACCGUGGAAAAAGAAAAGAGAGUCCAGCCUGGGAGAGUGCAACUCCAGAAAAGUUAUGCAAAGGAGUUGUAGAGCUCCAUAUAUUUUUACUAAGCAUUAUUUUGCGUUGCAACCUGGGAAAUUCUCACUCCAAAAUAAGAAUGAGUGAACCUUGUAAAAUCUGAAAUCUGACGUAAUUCUCAAAAUUGGAGUUUUUUGUUUGGUAAGGUGAUCUUAAGUGUAUGGUUCUUCUUUGACCUUGCUGACCAGCUUGAGUGGAUUUAUUCCGAAUUUACAUCCGUUGUGGUACAGGAGGACCAGGCCCACAAUGUUCAACUUCUUAAUCGAAUUCUUUGUUCUUUCCUUCGGAUGCUUUGGGUUGGUGGGUUUUGGGUUAUUUUCCCUUCCCUGCCCCCCCCCCCCCCCGCUCUUUUUCAGUCACACCCCUCUGAUUUCCUUUGAACACGUAUUCCCCUCCACCCCCUCCUUUUAGAUGAUGUUUGAGUCAGGUUAAAUUUUCAACACAGUUUUAAAAGUGGCUUCAAAGUUAAGCAAACCAAUUUUUCCUGUGCUUUGAUAAGUGUGGCUAUGGCACAUCUUUGAGUGAACGAGAAACACCCUUUUGUGAAGGAAAGCUGUGACAUAAAUAAGAAAAGAAAGUUUCUAGGUGGAGCCUGGGGGGAACACACAGUUUAUUUAUGGUCUGUUUGUUUCUCUUGCACUAUGGCAUAGAUAUGUGCUUUUCUUAGGGGUUCAAUUUGCAAUAUGCAAGCAGGCAACUUUGUUAAAGAACUGAAUGGAUUCAGACUGAUAGAAAUCUUGAUCAGAAAUGUUUUUUUCACCAGAAUAGGUGGAAGAUACACUGACAAUACAUCUAAAAAUGUUUGCAUGGAUCCAUCUGGCUAAGCAAAUGGUUAGUAGGUGACAAGUAAAAUCAAAAUGACAAGUAAAAAUCAAAAACCAGAUCACACAUUCUCAGCUGUGACCUGGUUGUGCCUUUAAAGAGUCUGGAAGUAGUUGAAUCUCCUUUCAGUGGAGUAAUCCUUAGCUUCAGUUGGUUGCAACAGCAGAUCGGUAGCCCACGGUCAAAGUUUUAUGUUGGGGGGCAAAUCAGUUGAGUGUUGAGUGCCCAAGUAAUAAUAAAGUGACUGAUGGAGACCACGAGCAGAUGGAAUAAUUGAGGACAUGUAUGAGACUGCCUUAGACUAUGUUGGGAUGAGAAUCAGAGUAAAAAGACCCCAGAAUGGUGAAACUAUGACUGUAUCUCUGUGCUUCUUUCUGUCUCUCCAAACCUUCUAGCCAGUUUGUGGCGGAGAAUCUGACCUUUAACUUAUGGGACCUGGGAGAUUGCAAGAGAUAUGUACUGCAUUGUGUAGUCUGGAUCCCAGGCUGCUAUUUCACAUAUAGCAUUGGACUGUCAAUGAUAGGGUGCAUUGGAUGUGGGAACGUCUUACAUGACUUUGUUAUGAUGGUGUGUUAUAAACAAUUACCUUAGUCUUUUUUAUACUUAAGCAAUGCUCUCACGAAGCUGGGUACGGUCCUUUCCUUUUCGCCUUUUCCAUCUGGAAGAAGCCUGAGAAUAUAACCCUCCUCAGAAAACCAUUACACGUGCCAUAGCACAGAACUGGAAAUGGAGCCCCCAUAAAUAUGUCUAACUGCAGUAGUUUGCAUCUUUGAACAUAUCUCUAGUUGCUGUAGCUGUUUCUUCCCUAAUUUGGUCACAUUAUUGCAGAUUGUCAGAACAGAAGAUAGCCUACAAGAGAUUGUUUAUUUAUUUUGUUAAGCAAGAAGAAACAAAGCUAAUCCUCUGGCAAUUACUGAUCAUAAUUGCACAAAUGAUAAAAUAUUUCUAGUAUGAAGAACAA